UGGUGGGAAACUUGUCAUCAGAACCCUUCUUGGGAAGAGUUUAAAGUAGCAGUGGUUAGAAGGUUCCAGCCAACCAUGUUACGGAACCCUUUUGAAAUCUUGAUAGGCUUAAGUCAGAAUGGAACGGUUGAUGAGUAUAUUGAGCAGUUUGAGAUGUAUGCAGGAUUCUUGAAGGGAAUUGAGCAAGAAUACUUGGUGGGGAUCUUCUUGAAUGGUCUGAAAGAUGACAUUAAGGCAGAAGUCAAAUUGUAUGACCCUGCUACGCUGGCAGAUUUAAUGCUUAAAGCCCAAAUGGUGGAGGAGAAGAUUCGCGUGCAUUCGAAGGCAGGUUAUUCAUCUCUGAAUAGGUCUACCACUACCUCCAAACCUUAUAUAGUGACAAGAAGUUUUUCCAGGGAGCCAACAACCUCAGGAAGUUCUGUCAAUUUCAAUGACGGAAAAGGGAAAUCGGGGGAGACUACUAGUAUUGCCAGUAACACAUCGGGAGGGCAACGUCUUAGAGGAGCACCCUUUAGGAAAUUGUCUGAGGUUGAGUUACAAGACAAGAUCAAGAGAGGCCUUUGUUUUCGGUGUGAUGAGAAGUAUGGCCCUAACCACAUUUGCAAAACCAAACAGCUCCACAUGUUGUUGUUAACAGAGGAAGAAAUGACGGGAUUAGAGGGUGUUCAAGACAAACCUGAGGCCAAUGAUGAAAUGGGGGCUGCAAAGGGGCAAGUUUUGCAACUCUCCUUGUGCACCAUGGUUGGGAUCACUACAAAGAAGUCCUGGAAGUUAUGGGGUAGUAUUGGGUCUGAACGAGUAGUGGUGUUGCUGGAUUGUGGUGCAUCCCACAACUUUAUUUCCUCCAGCCUUAUUUCUAGAUGUGGGCUGCAACAGGAAGACACACCUCUAUUCGUGGUGGAAGUUGGUGAUGGCCACAAGGUACGGUGCCAAGGUAAAUGCCAAGGAUUUUUAUUGGAUUUACAGGGGUUCCAGGUUCAACAACAAUUUUUCGUCUUUGAUUUGAGUGGGGCAUACAUUGUGUUGGGGCUGGAAUGGCUGGCUAACCUUGGGGAGGUCAAGGCAGAUUUUGGUCAGUUAAAAUUAACCAUCAGGAAGGGUGAUACAGAGAGGCUUAUCACAGGAGAUCCAACUUUAUCAAAAUCGCAGUCUUCCUUGAAGACUCUGCUGCACGAAUGGCGAAACGAAGGAUCGUGUUAUCUGCUGAAAUUGGGAGAAGAAAAGGAGGGCAACCACACUCUAGAUAUCCCUGCUACAUUGCUUCCAAUUUUAGAGCUCCACGAGACAGUUUUUCAAGAGCCUAUAGGCUUACCCCCUAGCCGCAAUCAUGAUCAUGCUAUUCACCUCCAGCAGGGAGCCACAAUCCCUAACCUCAGACCCUACAAAUACUCCCAUCAGCAGAAAAAUGAAAUUGAGACCUUGGUACAAGAGAUGCUUCAUGCUGGGAUUAUUAGACCUAGCAUCAGUCCGUAUUCAAGCCCCAUAAUUUUGGUUCGAAAGAAGGAUGGGGGGUGGCGAUUUUGUAUCGACUAUCGGGCUUUGAACAAAAUUACCAUCCCUAAUAAAUUCCCAAUCCCUGUAAUUGAGGAAUUAUUGGAUGAAUUAGUUGGGGCUGUGCUCUUUUCGAAAUUAGAUUUGAAAUCCGGGUAUCACCAAAUUUUGAUGAGGAAAUGUGAUGUUGAGAAGACUGCCUUCCGAACUCAUGAAGGCCAUUACGAAUUCCUAGUCAUGCCCUUUGGGUUGACUAAUGCACCAGCUACAUUCCAAUCCCUAAUGAAUGACAUUCUCAAGCCCUAUCUACGGAAAUCAGUGCUGGUUUUCUUCAAUGAUAUUUUGGUUUACAGCCCCACCUUAGAGCAGCAUGCAACUCAUUUGACAGAAGUUUUGCAGGUGCUGCAACGUCAUCAAUUGCGAUUGAAUAAAAAAAAUGCAGUUUUGGGCAAGCUAGUUUGGAAUAUUUGGGCCAUAUUAUUUCUAGUAAAUGGGUAGCAGCAAAUCCUCAAAAUGUUGAGGCUAUGCAAACGUGGCCUGUCCCUAAGAAUCCUACGUCUUUGAGGGGAUUCUUGGGUCUCACAGGGUACUAUCGGCGUUUUGUGCAAGGAUAUGGGAGCAUUGCUAAACCUCUAACCAAAUUAUUAACCAAGGAAGGGUUUCUUUGGACAGCAGAAGCUCAACAAGCUUUUGAGACACUAAAACAGGCUAUCA
Messenger RNA from Vigna unguiculata (cowpea), 2205 nucleotides. Lineage: Eukaryota; Viridiplantae; Streptophyta; Magnoliopsida; Fabales; Fabaceae. The record is from RefSeq and is a predicted model, not a curated record.